AGAGGAAUAAUCGGGGCUCUUGGCAGAGAGGAGUUAUCGGGACAGAAACAGAAACCAUCAAUUCUAUGCACUUGGUUGAACUUUUGAGAACGACCAAACAAAACUCUAAUGUCAGAACAAUAUUUGACCUGGAAAAGCAUCGGACGAAGAGGUCAGCGGUCUUCCACUCUGGAGUGAGAGUCUGUCCUCAGGAGACCAUCAAUGAGGUCAUCGCCAGCCAUCAAGCCUACUACAAGCUCAGAGGUAUAGUCCUCCCAUUCAUUAUAGUUAAUCAUUAUAGUUAAUCAAUUGCUAUUCUGUUGGAUAUUUCAGUGUCACAUGUUCAGUAUCCAGGUCUUCUGCCCUCGACAGAAGUCAUGAGGUGACGCCUCGCCCGGGGCAUGGCAUGUAUAGCCUCUACUCAAACGAAAUGGUGAAAGUUGUGGUGUGCACCAGUCAGAAAUGUCUAAAUACAUUAUAUAAAGAAAAGUAUGUGGACACCCCUUCAAAUUAGUGGAUUUGGCUAUUUCAGCCCCACCCGUUACUGACAGGUGUCUAAAAUCGAGCACACAGCCAUGCAAUCUCCAUAGACAAACAUUGGCAGUAGAAUGGUCUUACUGAAGAGCUCAGUGACUUUCAACGUGGCACUGUCAUAGGAUGCCACCUUUCCAACAAGUCAGUUCGUCAAAUUUCUGCCCUGCUAGAGCUGCCCCGGUCAACUGUAAGUGCUGUUAUUGUGAAGUGGAAACGUCUAGGAGCAACAACGGCUCAGCCACAAAGUGGUAGGCCACACAAACUCACAGAACGGGACCGCUGAGUGCUGAAGCACGUAGCGCAUAGAAAUUGUCUGUUCUCAGUUGCAACACUCACUACCGAGUUCCUAACUGCCUCUGGAAGCAACAUCAGCACAAGAACUGUUCGUCGGGAGCUUCAUGAAAUAGGUUUCAAUGGCGAGCAGCCACACACAAGCCUAAGAUCACCAUGCACAAUGCCAAGUGGAGACUGGAGUGGUGUAAGCUCACCGCCAUUGGACUCUGGAGCAGUGGAAACGUGUUCUCUGGAGUGAUGAAUCACGCUUCACCAUCUGGCAGUCCGACGGACGAAUCUGGGUUUGGUGGAUGCCAGGGGAACGCUACCUGCCCAAAUGCAUAGUGACAACUGUACGGUUUGGUGGAGGAGGAAUAAUUGUCUGGGGCUAUUUUUCAUGGUUCGGGCUAGGCCCCUUAGAUCCAGUGAAGGGAAAUCUUAACGCUACAACAUACAGUGACAUUCGAGACGAUUCUGUGAUUCUAACUUUGUGGCAACAGUUUGGGGAAGGCCCUUUCCUGUUUCAGCAUGACAAUGCCCUGUGCACAAAGCGAGGUCCAUACAGAAAUGGUUUGUCGGGAUCGGUGUGUAAGAACUUGUCUGGCCUGCACAGAACCCUGACCUCAACCACAUCAAACACCUUUGGGAUGAAUUGGAACGCCGACUGUGAGCCAGGCCUAAUCGCCCAACAUCAGUGCCCGACCUCACUAAUGCUGUUGUGGCUAAAUGGAAGCAAGUCCCCGCAGCAAUGUUCCAACAUCUAGUGGAAAGCCUUCCCAGAAGAGUGGAUGCUGUUAUAGCAGCAAAGGGGGGACCAACUCCAAAUUAAUGCCCAUGAUUUUGGAAUGAGAUGUUCAACAAGCAGGUGUCCACAUACUUAUGGUCAUAUACAGUGGCUUGCGAAAGUAUUCACCCCCCUUGGCAUUUUUCCUAUUUUGUUGCCUUACAACCUGGAAUUAAAAUAGAUUUUUGUGGGGUUUGUAUCAUUUUAUUUACACAACGUGCCUACCACUUUGAAGAUGCAUUUUUUUGUGAAACAAACAACAAAUAAGACAGAAAAACAGAACUUGAGUGUGCAUACUGUUCACCCUCCCCGAAGUCAAUACUUUGAAGAGCCACCUUUUGCAGCAAUUACAGCUGCAAGUCUCUUGGGGUAUGUCUCUAUAAGCUUGGCACAUCUAGCCACUGGGAUUUUUGCCCAUUCUUCAAGGCAAAACUGCUCCAGCUCCUUCAAGUUGGAUGGGUUCCGCUGGUGUACAGCAAUCUGUAAGUCAUACCACAGAUUCUCAAUUGGAUUGAGGUCUGGGCUUUGACUAGGCCAUUCCAAGACAUUUAAAUGUUUCCCCUUAAACCACUCGAGUGUUGCUUUAGCAGUAUGCUUAGGGUCAUUGUCCUGCUGGAAGGUGAACCUCCGUCCCAGUCUCAAAUCUCUGGAAGACUGAAACAGGUUUCCCUCAAGAAUUUCCCUGUAUUUAGCGCCAUCUAUCAUUCCUUCAAUUCUGACCAGUUUCCCAGUCCCUGCCAAUGAAAAACAUCCCCACAGCAUGAUGCUGCCACCACCAUGCUUCAUUGUGGGGAUGGUGUUCUCGGGUGAUGAGAGAUGUUGGGUUUGCGCCAGACAUAGCGUUUUCCUUGAUGGCUAAAAAGCUCAAUUUUAGUCUCAUCUGACCAGAGUACCUUCUUCUAUAUGUUUGGGGAGUCUCCCACAUGGCUUUUGGCGAACACCAAACGUGUUUGCUUAUUUUUUUCUUUAAGCAAUGGCUUUAUUCUGGCCACUCUUCCGUAAAGCCCAGAUCUGUGGAGUGUACGGCUUAAAGUGGUCCUAUGGACAGAUACUCCAAUCUCCGCUGUGGAGCUUUGCAGCUCCUUCAGGGUUAUCUUUGGUCUCUUUGUUGCCUCUCUGAUUAAUGCCCUCCUUGCCUGGUCUGUGAGUUUUGGUGGGUGGCCCUCUUCUGGGCAGGUUUGUUGUGGCUGCCAUAUUCUUUCAUUUUUUAUAAUGGAUUAAUGGUGAUCCGUGGGAAUGUUCAAGGUUCCAGAUAUUUUUUUUAGAACCCCAACCCGGAUCUGUACUUCUCCACAACUUUGUCCAUGACCUGUUUGGAUAGCUCCUUGGUCUUCAUGGUGCCGCUGCUUGGUGGUUGGCCCUUGCUUCGGUGGUGUUGCAGACUCUGGGGCCUUCAGAAACAGGUGUAUAUAUCCGAGAUCAUGUGACACUUAGAUUGCACCACAGGUGGACUUUUUAACUAAUUAUGUGACUUCUGAGGAAUUGGGGGCACAAGAUCUUAUUUAGGGGGCUUAUAGCAAAGGGGCGUGAAUACAUAUGCACGCACCACUUUUCCGUUAUUAAUUUUUUUGAAUUUUUGAAACAAGUUUUUUUUCAUUUCACUUCACCCAAUUUUGACUAUUUUGUGUAUGUCCAUUACAUGAAAUUCAAAUAAAAAUCAAUUUAAAUUACAGGUUGUAAUGCAACAAAAUAGGAAAAACGCCAAGGGGGAUGAAUACUUUUGCAAGGCACUGUACACUUAUUAAUGCUCAGAUUAUUCUGCUAAUUAUCCAUUGGAUCACAUUUUGGUUUAUUUUAUUUUGAAUGGACUGGAGUGUCACAUUGUGUAACUGAUGCAGUAAAACCAUGGCAGGUAGAGUGAUGCCAUUGUGGGAUCAUGUGUAAGAUUCCUCAGGAGGACAAUGUAUCUUUUCUACAGAUUAUUAUCCUAUUGGAAAAUACGUUGGCCAUAUUUGUUAAAGAGAUACAUUGCCUUAUACAAUUCCUAUAUAAUUGUAAUUGUAUAGGGAAGCAGGAAAGUAAAGGCUAGAUAGUGUUGGGGCAUCCUUACACUCUUAGAAAAAAAGGUGGUAUCUAGAACUUAAAAGGGUUCUUUGUCUGUCCCCAUAGGAUAACCAUUUGAAGAACCAUUUUUGCCUCCAGGUAGAACCUCUUUCCACAGAGGGUUCUACAUGGAACCCGAAAGUGUUCUGCUUGGAACCAAAAAGGGUUCUAACUGGAACCAAAAAGGGUUCUCCUAUGGGGACAGCCGAAGAACCCUUUUGGAACCCUUUUUUCUAAGCAUGUAGGUAGGAAGUGUGUGCAUGUGUACAUGACUGAAUUAAGUUAUUUAUCAUGAGAAUCAUCCAUGUCUUCUCUUGGAAAGUAAAGCCAGCUUUUAUGUCUCUACUACUGAAACCUUAUGUAUCUGAAAAUUAUUUGCUGGGUUUUAGAGUUAUUUGUACUUUGAGACACCCCGUGAUGAGUUCUUGGUGUUUGUCCCAAAUGGCACCCUAUUCCCUUUAUAGUGCACUACUUUUGACCAGGGCCAAUAGGGAAUAGGGUGCCAUUUGGAACAUACACUCAGACUUGAUGUGGAUCUGUAUCUAUUGUGCUGAAUAUCUUUCAUUCUUACUGGAACACUGUUCUCUCUUUGGUCAGUUUGUCAGGAGGCUGUGUGGGAGGCCUUCCGGAUCUUCUUUGACCGGAUCCCUGGAACUACAGAAUAUACAACAUGGGUUCACACAUGUCAACAUGAGUCUCUGUGCCUCUCUGACCUGGCCACUAACUUCAGCAACUCAGAGGAGCACAUGAGUAUGGUGUACAGGGUGAGGAACCAACGACACAUGACUCCCUUUUAUGUGUCGUAAUUGUUAGACCAAUAAUUACUUACAUUAUUUGAAUGAACAUAUGCACGUCUUUAUGGGGUGAGGGGGAGGGGGGGGGGGGGGGGGGGGGGGGGGGGUGUAUCAUGUGAAAUCAAUUUAUUUCAGUAGAUUUUCCUCAGGAAACAACAGCAUUGUUUCUUGCACAAUAGCCAUAGGGAAAGCAGUUGUUUAUUACGUUGAAACUUGUUUCUUUCCCCUCUUUAUUCAAACCUGUUGACAUUUAAUUAUUACAUAUCAGUCUCUUGAUAAUAAAUAUCCACAUUAUAUUGCUCCCAAUAACACACAAAACAGCAACACAUCAAUCUGGUCUAGUCAAUUUGGUUAUUUUACAUUCCUAUGAGGGUAUAACAUGCAUAUACUGUAUAUUUGCAGACAGCACUCCCAAGUGCAUGUUUCAGUGGUACCUUACAUGCUACACAGUUUUGAAGUAUUAUGUCAUUGGUUUGAAUUGAUGUGUGCGAUUCAUGUUAUGAUUGUAAUUCUGCUCUCACAGAGGAUGAACCUGCGAGAUGAGAGGCAGCCGACUGGGUAAGGCUUAGAGACAAGACGGUACCUUAUGCAGCCUGUUGUCUGCUGAUAGUUGUCAUGGAGCGCUGCUUUCUCACACACAGUGCAGCCUUCUUGAGUCAGGCUUUGGAGUUGACCUGUCACAUCAUGCCCUCUCUCCAAGUGUAUAAUGGCUGAUUAUGGAUACUCAAUGGUAGAGUGGCUCUUGAGAUAUGAAGGAAUCAGUCACACAUCUUAGAAACUGAACAUGCAUGAUAGCAAUUGGCACUGAAAUUAUGAUAAUGAAGUCAUGCGAGAUGGUAGAUGAAUAGUAAUUAACAAGAAAUUAAACUUUAAUUUAUGCAGUUCUUUAUUAGAAUAUGCCAAGCUGACAUUGAUUGUAACUAGGCAGCAGCAGCCACUCUGAGAAAGAAAGUCAUAGGUAAAGACAUUAGUACUUAAUUCUAAGUUGUUGUUAAUUAUCUUUAAAUUACCAUCUCACGUGACAGAAUCAUCAUCAAUUACCAUCAAGUAUUUAACCAGGUAGUUACUAUAUAUAAAAUAGUCUUAGGUAUACUGUACAUGCACUCUUGCAUAUAGUACUGCUGGUUGAUGACCAGUCUAAUCUUAGACAGGUGGAGAGCUUGUGCAUUGCCAUGGUAAUGAUCUUGUAAAGUCAUUAGGGGAUACAGUGCCUUCCGAAAGUAUUCAGUCCCCUUGACCUUUUCCACAUUUUGUUACGUUACAGCCUCAUUCUAAAUAUAUAUAUAUAAUUUUUUUUAGCAUCAUCAAUUUACACACAAUACCCCAUAAUGACGAAGCAAAACAAUUUUUUCCCCCUGAUAUCCAAUUGGUAGUUAACAGUCUUGUCCAAUGCUGCAACUCCCGUACAGACUCGGGAGAGGUGAAGGUCAAGAGCCAUAAGUCCUCCGAAACACGACCCUGUCAAGCUGCACUGCUUCUUGACACACUGCCCACUUAACCCGGAAGCCAGCCGCACCAAUGUGUCAGAGGAAACACCGUACAACUGGUGACCAAAGUCAGCGUGCAUGCAUCCGGCCUGCCACAAGGAGUCGCUAGAGCGCGAUGGGACCAAGGACAUCCCGGCCGGCCAAACCCUCCCCUAACCUGGACGACGCUGGGCCAAUUGUGCGCCGCCUCAUGGGUCUCUCGGUCGCGGCUGGCUGCAACACAGCCUGGUAUCGAACCCGCGUCUGUAGUGACGCCUCAAGCACUGCGAUGCAGUGCCUUAGACCGCUGCGCCACUCGGGAAGCCUGUAGGUUUUCAGACAUUUUUGCCAAUUUAUUACAAAUAAAAAACUGAAAUAUCACAUUUACAUAAGUAUUCAGGCCCUUUACGCAGUACCUUGUUAAAGUACCUUGGGCAGUGAUUACAGCAUCAAAUCUUCUUGGGUAUGACGCUACAAGCUCGGCACACCUGUAUUUGGGGAGUUUCUCCCAUUUUUCUCUGCAGAUCCUCUCAAGCUUUGUCAGGUUGGAUGGGGAGCGUUGCAGCACAGCUAUUUUCAGGUCUCUCCAGAGAUGUUAGAUCGGGUUCAAGUCCGGGCUCUGGCUGGGCCACUCAAGGACAUUCAGAGACUUGUCCCGAAGCCACUCCUGCAUUGUCUUGGAACCCUCGCCCCAGUCUGAGGUCCUGAGCGCUCUGGAGCAGGUUUUCAUCAAGGAUCUCUCUGUUCUUUGCUCCAUUCAUCUUUGCCUCGAUCCUGACUAGUCUCCCAGUCCCUGCUACUGAAAAAUUCAUCCCCACAGGAUGAUGCUGCCAGCACCAUGCUUCACCGUAGGGAUGGUGCCAGGUUUCCUCCAGACGUGACGCUUGGCAUUCAGGCCAAAGAGUUCAAUCUUGGUUUCAUCAGACCGGACAAUCUUGUUUCUCAUGGUCUGAGAGUCCUUUAGGUGCCUUUGGCAAACUCCAAGCGAGCUGUCAUGUGCCUUUUACUAAGGAGUGGCUUCCGUCUGGCCACUCUACCAUAAAGGCCUGAUUGGUGGAGUGCUGCAGAGAUGGUUGUCCUUCUGGAAGGUUCUCCCAUCUCCACAGAGGAACUCUAGAGCUCUGUCAGAGUGACCAUCAGGUUCUUGGUCACCUCCCUGACCAAGGCCCUUCUCCCCCAAUUACUCAGUUUGGCCGGGUGGCCAGCUCUACGAAGAGUUUUGGUGGUUCCAAACAUCUUCCAUUUAAGAAUGAUGGAGGCCACUGUGUUCUUGGGGACUUUCAAUGCUGCAGAAAUGUUUUGUUACCCUUCCCCAGAUCUGUGCCUCGACACAAUCUUGUCUCUGAGUUCUAAGGACAAUUCCUUCGACCUCAUGGCUUGGUUUUUGCUCUAACAUGCACUGUCAACUGUGGGACCUUAUAUAGACAGGUGUGUACCUUUCCAAAUCAUGUCCAAUCAAUUGAAUUUACCACAGGUGGACUCAAAUCAAGUUGUAUAAACAUCUCAAGGAUGAUCAAUGGAAACAGGAUGCACCUGAGCUCAAUUUCGAGUCUCAUAGCAAAGGGGCUGAAUAGUUAUAUAAAUAAGGUAUUUCUGUUGUUCACUUUGUCAUUAUGGGGUUUUGUGUGUAGAUUGCUGAGGAUUUUUAUUAUUUAAUCCAUUUUAGAAUAAGGCUGUAACGUAACAAAAUAUAGAAAAAGUCAAGGGGUCUGAAUACUUUCCGAAGGCACUGUAUGUGCAUGUUUUCAAGUGCUGUUUUUUACAAACCAUUACCUUUAUCACUCAAAGCUGGGCUAAUUUGGACAGAUUUUUAUUUAUCUGCCAUUUUUUUGUUGUUGUUUUUGUUGUUGUACAAAAGUACAACAAAUAAGGAAUAUUCUCAUCAUGUACAAACCUGAAAAUAUAGCCUACAUAUUAUUUUGCAUAAUGAAUUAUGUGUAUUUUCUCCUCUUUCACCUGCAGAGUGGUAGCAGCCACAACCACAGCAGCACCGGAGGUUGCUGAUAUAACAGGUAUAGCAAGACACUGUAUCAAGAUGUACAGUGGCUUGCGAAAGUAUUCACCCCCCUUGGCAUUUUUCCUAUUUUGUUGCCUUACAACCUGGAAUUAAUAUUGAUUUUGUGGGGGUUUGAAUCAUUUGAUUUACACAACAUGCCUACCACUUUGAAGAUGCAAAAUAUUUUUUAUUGUGAAACAAACAAGAAAUAAGACAAAAAAACUGAAAUCUUGAGCGUCAAUAACUAUUCACCCCCCGAAAGUCAAUACUUUGUAGAGACACCUUUUGCAGCAAUUACAGCUGCAAGUCUCUUGGGGUAUGUCUCUAUAAGCUUGGCACAUCUAGCCACUGGGAUUUUUGCCCAUUCUUCAAGGCAAAACUGCUCCAGCUCCUUCAACUUGGAUGGGUUCUGCUGGUGUACAGCAAUAUUUAAGUCAUACCACAGAUUCUCAAUUUGAUAGAGGUCUGGGCUUUGACUUGGCCAUUCCAAGACAUUUAAAUGUUUCCCCUUAAACAACUCAAGUGUUGCUUUAGCAGUAUGCUUAGGGUCAGUCCUGCUGGAAGGUGAACCUCCGUCCCAGUCUCAAAUAUCUGAAUGACUGAAACAGGUUUCCCUCAAGAAUUUCUCUGUAUUUAGAGCCAUCCAUCAUUCCUUAAAUUCUGACCAGUUCCCAGUCCCUGCCGAUGAAAACAUCCCCACAGUAUGAUGCUGCCACCACCAUGAUGGUGUUCUCGGGUGAUGAGUGGUGUUGGGUUUGCGCCAGACAUUGCGUUUUCCUUGAUGGCCAAAAGCUCAAUUUUAGUCUCAUCUGACCAGAGUACCUUCUUCCAUAUGUUUGGGGAGUCUCCCACAUGCCUGUUGGCGAACACCAAACGUGUUUGCUUAUUUUUUUCUUUAAGCAAUGGCUUUUUUCUGGGCACUCUUCCAUAAAGCCCAGCUCUGUGGAGUGUACGGCUUAAAGGGGUCCUAUGGACAGAUACUCCAAUCUCCGCUGUGGAGCUUUGCAGUUCCCUUCAGGGUUAUCUUUGGGCUCUUUGUUGCCACUCUGAUUAAUGCCCUCCUUGCCUUGUCUGUGAGUUUUGGUGGGCGGCCCUCUCUUGGCAGGUUUGUUAUGGUGCCAUAUUCUUUCCAUUUUUUAAUAAUGGAUUUAAUGGUGCUCCGUGGGAUGUUCAAAGUUUCUGAUAUUUUAAUAAUAUUUAUAACCCAACCCUGAUCAGUACUUCUCCACAACUUUGUCCCUGACCUGUUUGGAGAGCUCCUUGGUCUUCAUGGUGCCGCUUGCUUGGUGGUGCCCCUUGCUUAGUGGUGUUGCAGGCUCUGGGGCCUUUCAGAGCAGGUGUAUAUAUACUGAGAUCAUGUGACACUUAGAUAGCACACAUGUGGACUUUUUAAAACUAAUUAUGUGACUUCUGAAGGUAAUUGGUUGCACCAGAUAAUUUUUAGGGGCUUCAUAGCAAAGGGGGUGAAUACAUAUGCACGCACCACUUUUCCGUUAUUUAUUUCUUCACUUCAAUUCAGCAAUUUGGACUAUUUUGUGUAUGUCCAUUACAUGAUAUCCAAAUAAAAAUCAUUUUAAAUUACAGGUUGUAAUGCAACAAAAUAGGAAAAACGCCAAGGGGGUUGAAUACUUUUGCAAGGCACUGUAUCAAGACACUGUAUCAAGAUCUAUCAAGACACUGUAACACUAUGUAUCAAGACACUGUACCAAGAUGUGUCAACACACUGUGUCAAGAUGUAUCAAGAUGUAUCAAGACAUUGUUUUUUAUUAAUUUAACCUUUAUUUAACCAGGUAAGCCAGUUGAGAACAAGUUCUCAUUUACAACUGCGACCUGGCCAAGAUAAAGCAAAGCAGACACUGUAUCAAGAUUUAUCAAGACACUGUAUCAAGAUGUAUCAAGACACUGUAUCAAGAUGUGUCAAGACACUGUAUCAAGAUGUAUCAGGACACUGUAUCAAGAUGUAUCAAGACACUGUAUCAAGAUGUCAACACACUGUAUCAAGAUUUAUCAACACACUGUAUCAAGAUGUGUCAAGUAAUUGAAUCAAGAUGCACAUAUCAAUGGUGAAUUAAAUCUAAUAUACAAUAUAAUUAAAUUGUAAUUAACCGUUAAGGUCCAGAGGAGGCCCAGACUGCAGCACCAGAACCACCUGCUCCUGUAACCAGCGAUGCCAGCGUCCCUGAUGCUCCUGAGGUUACAGUUGAAGAAGAAACUGCGGAGGAGGAGGUAAACAACAUUUAUUUUAGGCUAGAUGUUUAGAUUGCUAACAACUUGCAGACUGAAAGGAAAGCUGACAGAAAGAUUGCUUGUUGUUGCCCAGCCCAGCUGUUGUCUUGUUGAGCUGAUAACAUUUAACCAUAUGGUCUAGCACUACACCUCUUAUCAAAUACAGGUAACUGCCAAAAUAAUGCAAACACUUGAGUAAAUGAGGAAUACAAAGUAUAUUGAAAGCAGGUGCUUCCACACAGGUGUGGUUCUUGAGUUAAUUAAGCAAUUAACAUCCCAUCAUGCUUAGGGUCAUGCAUAAAAAUGCUGGGCAGGCCAUUAUUUUGUGUUACAUGGUUAUACCACUAUAGGAUGACAUUGCUCCUAUCCACAGGGCAAGAGUGGUCACUGAAUGGUUUGAUGAGCAUGUAAAUGAUGUAAACCAUAUUCCAUGGCUCAGUCACCAGAUCUCAACCCAAACAAACACGUAUGGGAGAUUCUGGAGUGGCUCCUGAGACAGCAUUUCCACCACCAUCAACAAAACACAAAAUUAUGGAAUUUCUCAUGAAAUAAUGGUGUCGCAUCCCUCCAAUAAAGUUCCAGACACUUGUAGAAUCUAUGCCAAGGUGCAUUGAAGCUGUUCUGGCUCGUGGUGACCCAAUGCCCUAUUAGGACACUUUAUGUUGGUGUUUCCUUUAUUUUGUUUGUUACCUGUACAUUAUCUGACUACUGGGUCCUAUUCAUUAGGGCAAACCAUAACAUAACGUUUUGCAAGGGAAAACGAAAACUAGGAAUUUCUUAUUGAACAAGUUCAGGUUGUCCCUCCAUGUUUCAGUCUGUUUUCUUUUCUUUUGGUGCCUAAUGAAUAGGGCCCGGUUGUCUUCUCCUGUUUGUAGGACUCUGAGCUGCCCAACGUUGUCCCGGAGCAGCCUGUGGAGGAGAUAGUGGAGUUCAGCAUUGACCUGGUGGACCCAGGCUACAAGGAACUACUGGACGACCCUGACUCCCCCCAAUAUGUUGACCUCUCUCAUCACCUGCAAGACCAGGUAAGAUUAUAAUAUAGCCUGGUCCCAGAUCUGUUUGUGCUUUUGCCAACUACAUUGCUGUCAUUGUCAAGCCAAAUGGAAUGAACAUUUGUGACAAGGAGUUGGCAUGAUGGCGCACACAGACUGACACCCAGGCUAGCUGACACACUACACAGUAGAAGACCAGACUUAUGGGAGCUCUGUAGUCUGUACUCCCUCUUUAUGUCCAUCAGUAAAAUGUUAUUGAUGAUUUUAAGUCCCUAAGACCAAUGGGAUAUAUGUUUUUAUUCCCUUGAGGUACAGUUUAUUCACUGUCUUGAUGUUUUUUAAAAUAGGUUUUCAAUGAGCCUCAAACAAUAUUUCCCAAUGAAAAUAAAGCCAUGAUCUUAUCUUAUCAGUGUAACACAAUCAACUGCCAGAUACAGGUGCCUGAUGCUGCACAGUGUGCUCUGUGACAUGUUGCUACAAGUGGUACUGUCCUCAUGGGUUGUGGCCCUCGGAGGGAGUUCAUGGUAAAGAUGAUUAUAUAAUGCCACAGGAUCAUGAGCCAGAGGCAGAGAAAGCAGAUUACUGAGUUCCACUUGGACCGUCAGGGCUGGAUUCUCAACCUGACUAGACCCAGGCUCAGUCCCAAUCCUCCACCCUUCUCCCAAAGUAUGCUUGCACCAAUCCCAUGCUUUUAAAUCCAUGACAGUGAAGGUGCAAGUGCACACUUUUGGAAAAGGGUAGAGAACAGGGACGUAGCCCAAAGCUCUGCCAACCAUUUUACUCUUUGAGAGAAAAUAUAUAUUUUCACUUAACUAUCCCAUUCAAGUGCUCUGGAAGCUAGUUGGCACAUACUGUAUUGAGCUUUAUUGGAGAUGGAGGCCUUCAUUGGAUUUCCCCCAAUGGACUCUCAAAGCUCCAUAAGAGACGAUUAUGUCAUAACUGUGCGCUAAAUGUGAUUAAGUAAAGAUAGAGAUCAAUGAGUGUAAGUGUCUCAUUCAUAUAUUCCUCUGCACUGAUUUACAGUACUAGGGGAUAUGCUCAGAUUACAUUACUAGAGCUCGUAACUAGUAACAUGUAUUUGACUUAUUAAUGGUACUGCUAUACGGACUGGAGAGAAAUGCCAUCAUAUGUGAUUCUGUAAGCUUAUAUAGUCCAUCUUCUUUUUCCACAGAUGCUCCAUGUUUUUGACAAACUCCCAGGAUUUAAAGAGAUCAGUGUUUUGGGAAUCAGGUAAGUCUGUGGCAGACAUGAAUAAUCACAUCUGAUGCCUUCGUGCUUAAUUCUGACAUUUUGGUGAGCAAAUUAAAUGGCAAUAGAUUAGGUGAGACAGAUGAAAGCCAGGUGCAAGCUUGGAACCCUGCCAGUUUAUUUAAUCGGACCUUAUUAACUAAGUGUUGAUUUGGCGUGGACACUGAUUCAUUUGUAUACAAAACUAGCUCAUUCCCACCUAGGUGAAAUUCUGUAAAAUGCCAGGAACAGAAAAUAUUUGAGUGCUGCAGACUGUGCUCUUGGCUAUGCUGACUGUAGUAAGAAUACUUGUGUCAUUAGUGUGACCCACAUGCAUGCAAAAAAAUACACCUUUCCUGUGUGUUAACACUGAAGGCCAUUAUAUCUUUACAUUCAAAUGCAAAAUAAUACAUGUCAAGCACAGGUGGCUGGUGAGGGGAAGACGGCUCAUAAUAAUGGCUGGAAUGGAGUGAAUGGAAUGGCAUCAAACACAUGGAAACCAUGUGUUUGAUGUGUUUGAUACCAUUCAAUAAUUAUAUUCCAGCCAUUACUGUGAGCCCAUCCUCCUCAAUUAAGGUGCCACCAGCUGCCUGUGGUGUCAAGUGACACCCUGUGAUGUCAUGACACUCGACCAGCAAUGACUGAUGUUCUAUUUCCUUGUAGAUGACAUGCCAUUAUAUCACAUACUAAUGGCCUCUUUUUUUCCCCUGUCCAAAUCCUAGUGAGACCCAGGAGAGUGACGGGUAAUUGAAUUACUGUGAUGAGAGCCAUCUUGAGCGGUAGCUGCUGUUUCCCUCUGUGUGUCUGUGCUUGUCCCUGUCCGUCUGCUGCUCCGCUCUGAGUUUAUCUGGAUCUAACACAGGGCCCAAGGAGAGAGGGAUCACAUAACCUAAACAAACAGCAGCUCGGCUCUUUGUGCAGCUGGGUCAAUACAUCAACCAGUGACACUGUUGAGAAAUGAGGACUCAAAUCAGCUGAAACUGGGCAUACAUCCCUUCUGUAUCUCAUUGAAAGUUAACAUGGGACAUAUGCUUCUUUAAAUCUUUCUGAAAGGGUGUUAAUGCUCCUGUCUUCUUCAUUUUAGGAUGGAAGGAAAUUAAGCAGUGCAAUAAAAAGCCCUUUGUGAAUAGAAUAAUUGCCGAAUUGCUCCCUUCCCUAAUUUGCGGGCCCCAUGGUGGCCAGUGCUGUCCCAGGCAAUAACAUCCUUGAGCCUGCUCCACUAAUCUGAUAAAGGAUUCACAACUAAUUCGACCUUUGUCUGUGUCUUUAAUAUUUACAAAAACAAAAUGGAAAGAAAUCCACCAUUGAUGGUAUCAUUACUAUUCUAAUCAAAAUUCCAUUGAACUAAUCUGUUUGUCCUCCGGCUUCUCUAUGACAGAGCUGAAUAUUGAAUACAGCAAUGUUUAAUCUCCAAAUCUUAAACCUGGCAGGGGAUUGCUGUGUUUUUAGUUUAUGUAGUUAAUUGCUUAUAGCUUUUCUAGAUCUGUAUAAUAUAGUGCUAUUUUCUUCUCUCAUACAAUAUAUUCUUAUUUUUCAGACCUGGAGGAGUGACAGUGCACUAUUCCCUGGUCUUUGAGAGAAUUUCAACAGAAGUUUCAGAGGAUGACACAGGGACUCCAGCGUCAGCUGUGCCCAGCCUGCGGGAAAUGGUUGCCAAGGCUUUGAGUGAAGAGGCCUCUCUACCAGUGGAUCUACAGUCAUUAAACUUUGAACCAGGUAGCCAAAUCACUGUGAAUAAGUUAUGUUAUAUUUGUGAAAGACAUGAUUUUGCAUCAUUUUUGUACCUCUUUCCACAGUAAAAGUGAUUCCACUAACUACAACACCUGUUGAGGAAGCUGUUGAGGAAGUGAUUGAAUAUGUAAGUACUGGAAUUUGAAUCUAGACUACCUAAGGUGAAAUACCAAACCUUGGAAAUAUGCAUCAACACACUUUUUUUGUCUUUUCCAUCAACAGUCCAGUGAGCCAUCAAUCCACAAUGACCUGGAAAUAGCCACAGAUGAGCCAGAGAUUGCUGGGGAGAAGCCUCGUCUGGAUGUUCCACUUGGCCCUGUGGAAAAGGAAAAUGCUCUCGUCACCCUCCUGGACUCUACAGACAUUCCAGAUGAUGAAGAAGAAGAAGUAAAAGAAGAAGAAGAUGCACCACCAGAGAGAGGGGAUGUGCCCUACAUCUACGAGGAUACUAGUGAUGAAUUUGUGGACAUUGAUGAGAGUGAGUCUGAAGCAACAACUGAACCAGAGGAAGAGGUGCCAUUUAUCACACACAUGAUUGAAACCAUCCAUGCCAUUGAUGAGGGAACUGGUGAGCUUGUGAGAGACUAUUUCCCAUCCCCUCCUGCUGAGGAUUCUGCUGCUGAGCCCAGCAUUCCAGAGGAAUACCCUGAGCCACCUUUUGGCAAUUUAGUCCCUACUAAUGGGUACCCUGUCUUACCCCCUGAGGAUUUGGAUAUUACCUUCGUUCCUGAAAUAGAAAGUAUAGAAACUGAAGCUCCAGUUGAACUCCCUCCUAACUUGAUAUCAGAGGAGAAGGCUGUUGUUGAGGAGGAGGCUGAGCCUACUCCAACCCCUCAGAUUCUGCUCACCACAUCCACAGCCACUGAAGAAGAGCCGUCUGACCCUGGAUUACAUGUAACGACUCUCUCAGCCAUCACAGAUCAGCCUAUCGCUGAAGCAAUAGAGGACCUUGAAGUUGAGGAGAAUCUUAUUCCGAUUGAAGAGGAAGAGGUUGAGGAACCAGAACCAGAACCUGAGGAAGAGGUAGUCGAGAUCUCAGGACCUGAGGAAGAGGUAGUUGUGGAAUCAGAGGAAGAUGUAGUUGUGGAACCUGAGGAAGAGGUAGUUGUGGAACCAGAGGAAGAGGUAGUUGAGGAACCAGAACCUGAGGAAGAGGUAGUUGAGGUCUCGGAACCUGAAGAAGAGGUAGUUGAGGUCUUAGAACCUGAGGAAGAGGUAGUUGAGAUCUCGGAACCUAAGGAAGUGGUCGUUGUGGAAUCAGAGGAAGAGGUAGUUGUGGAACCAGAGGAAGAGAUAGUUGAGGAACCAGAACUUGAGGAAGAGGUAGUUGAUGAACCAGAACCUGAGGAAGAGGUAGUUGAGGAACCAGAAACUAAGGAAGAGGUAGUUGAGGAACCAGAACCUGAGGAAGAGGUAGUUGAGCAACCAGAGGAAGAGGUAGUUGAGGUCUCGGAACCUGAGGAAGAGGUAGUUGAGGUCUCAGAACCUCAGGAAGAGGUAGUUGAGGAACCAGAGCCUGAAGAGGGGGUAGUUGAGGUCUCAGAACUUGAGGAAGAGGUAGUUGAGGAACUAGAGUCUGAGGAAGAGGUAGGUGAGGAACCAGAGCAUGAGGAAGCGGUAGUUGAGGAACCAGAACCUGAGGAAGAGGUAGUUGAGCAACCAGAGGAAGAGGUAGUUGAGGUCUCGGAACCUGAGGAAGAGGUAGUUGAGGUCUCGGAACCUCAGGAAGAGGUAGUUGAGGAACAAGAGCCUGAAGAGGGGGUAGUUGAGGUCUCAGAACUUGAGGAAGAGGUAGUUGAGGAACUAGAGUCUGAGGAAGAGGUAGGUGAGGAACCAGAGCAUGAGGAAGCGGUAGUUGAGGAACCAGAGCCUGAGGAAGAGGUAGAGGGGGAACCAGAGCCUGAGGAGGGGGUAGUUGAGGUCUUAGAACCUGAGGAAGAGGUAGUUGAGGUCUUGGAACCUGAGGAAGAGGUAGUUGAGGAACCAGAACCUGAGGAAGAGGUAGUAGAGGAACCACAGCCUGAGGAAGAGAUAGUUGAGGAACCAGAAACUGAGGAAGAGGUAGUUGAGGAACCAGAACCUGAGGAAGAGGUAGUUGAGCAACCAGAGAAAGAGGUAGUUGAGGUCUCAGAACCUGAGGAAGAGGUAGUUAAGGUCUCAGAACCUGAGGAAGUGGUAGUUGAGGUCUUAGAACCUGAGGAAGAGGUAGUUGAGAUCUCGGAACCUAAGGAAGUGGUCGUUGUGGAAUCAGAGGAAGAGGUAGUUGUGGAACCAGAGGAAGAGGUAGUUGAGGAACCAGAACCUGAGGAAGAGGUAGUUGAUGAACCAGAACCUGAGGAAGAGGUAGUUGAGGAACCAGAAACUGAGGAAGAGGUAGUUGAGGAACCAGAACCUGAGGAAGAGGUAGUUGAGCAACCAGAGGAAGAGGUAGUUGAGGUCUCGGAACCUGAGGAAGAGGUAGUUGAGGUCUCGGAACCUCAGGAAGAGGUAGUUGAGGAACCAGAGCCUGAAGAGGGGGGAGUUGAGGUCUCGGAACUUGAGGAAGAGGUAGUUGAGGAACUAGAGUCUGAGGAAGAGGUAGGUGAGGAACCAGAGCAUGAGGAAGUGGUAGUUGAGGAACCAGAGCCUGAGGAAGAGGUAGAGGGGGAACCAGAGCCUGAGGAAGAGGUAGAGGGGGAACCAGAGCCUGAGGAGGGGGUAGUUGAGGUCUUGGAACCUGAGGAAGAGGUAGUUGAGGUCUUGGAACCUGAGGAAGAGGUAGUUGAGGAACCAGAACCUGAGGAAGAGGUAGUUGAGGAACCACAGCCCGAGGAAGAGAUAGUUGAAGUAUCGGAACCUGAGGAAGAGGUAGUUGAGGUCUUGAAACCUGAGGAAGAGGUAGUUGUUGAACCUGAGGAAGAGGUAGUUGAUGAACCAGAACCUGAGGAAGAGGUAGUUGUGGAACCUGAGGAAGAGGUAGUUGAUGAACCAGAACCUGAGGAAGAGGUAGUUGAGGAACCAGAACCUGAGGAAGAGGUAGUUGAGGAACCAGAACCUGAGGAAGAGGUAGUUGAGGAACUUGAGGACGAGGUACUUGUGGAACCUGAGGAAGAGGUAGUUGUGGAACCUGAGGAAGAGGUAGUUGAUGAACCAGAACCUGAGGAAGAGGUAGCUGAGGAACCAGAACCUGAGGAAGAUGUUAGUGAACCACCAGCAGAAGAAAUUAAAAUCAUCCAACCUGUGGAUUCUGUAGAGGACACUCUCUUUGGAGAGGAAACUGAUCCUGUUGAAGAGGACAAUAUUGUGCCAAUAGAAGACCAGUCACCUGAGGAGGACAUGGAGGAACAGUUGCCUGAAUACCCCAGAUAUGAGGACAUCUACCCUGAAGAAGCUGUUGAUACUUUGGAAGAAUCAGGUGAGCAAUGCAGGUUAUUAAAGCUGUUCUAGCCCUGUAAAGGACGACAACACGCAGAUAUAAUGACAAAUUAAAAGCAAUACAUGUCUUUGAUAGAGGUGUGCAGUUGCAUUACAGCUAAUAAUUAGAGUCCGGCCCAGGGAGGAGAUAUAUUAAUGGUCUUUAUUUGGACUGAGUGCUGUGCUGCCUGAUGAUGAAUGAACUGUAAUGUGGUGUUUAUCAUUUCGUACGUGAUAAAUAAAAGGCUUUUGAUAAUUCAUUUGUUACAUUUUAACAAUUUAGCAGACGCUCUCAUCCAGAGCACUUACAGUAGCGAGUGCAUACAUUUCGUACUUUUUUACGUAUUGGUCCCCUGUGGGAAUCAACCCCACAAACCUUGCGUUGCAAGCGCCAUGCUCUACCAACUGAGCCACACGGGACUUACCAAUGGUUACACCGCUGAGAGAUACUGUACUUAAUCAAACAAUGCAGAUUGAUUUUUUAUAAAAUAAAUCUGAAGGAAAAUUAUUCACAGCAGGGCCCUGGCAAAAGGUCUCGCCUGGAACAGUUUCAUCCCUGCAGCCAUGUAGGGAAGGAAACUGCACAUUCAGUAUAAAUUAGGAUAAUGUAUUAUGUAUUGAAUAGUUGGAAGGCAUUUGCAGUAUGGGUAAAACACACUUGUUAUGGUUUGGGACUAAUUGAAAUAUCCUCUCCUGUUUCAAAGAUCAUUCACCAGAGGACAGUGAUGUGGAAGAGGCUGCAUUGCCAGAGGUCAGUGAAGUGGAGAUAGCAGUGACAUCAGAACCCAUCCCAGACUCUACACCAACACCACCUGCAGAAUCUGACACUGUGCCUGAGGUACAUGUAAAAGAGUCCGCUUCAGAGUUAGAGCCUAUGGAGGAGGAUGCUGAGGAGCCUGAGGUGGUUGUUAUCGAUGAAGAGGAGGCUGAAGAGGAGGUCAUGGAUGGCUCAGAACCUGAGGAUGAGAGCAUGCAAGACCUUGCAGACGAACUUGACCAAAUGGACCUGGUGAGCACAGAGGCCAUUGACCUUCCAGAGGCCAGUGGAUACCCAUUGGCUCCCAAAGAGCACCCCUUCGAGACCACAGCGUCUCCACCACUGAGAUACCUGACCACGCCCUCCAUGACCACGGCCAGUAAGGGAAGGGAGCUGGUGGUGUUCUUCAGUCUACGGGUCACCAACAUGAGGUUCUCAGAUGACCUCUUCAACAAGAGCUCUUCAGAAUACAGAUCCCUGGAGAACACCUUUGUGGAGCUGGUGAGUGAGAAUGAAAUAUGUUCAUAAAGAGAUGAGUGACAGCAUUUCUUUGUUGCACUGCAGCAGGCAACUGAACCCAAUGUCAUAAGAUUAAAACAGGAUACUGCCCACCCAAGUGAGGGAAGGAAGAGGAUAGGAAGUAGGCCAGACAUGAAAAGAAGUCAGGCAGAAAUCAUUCUCUGAUUAUUUAGACUAAAUUGAUGUGCAACAGAGGAACACUUUGUUUCACUCUUUAUAUCGCUGACUGGUGUCUUUCAGGUCCUUAUUACUAGGCAAAGGUGCUGUAUAGGCCCAUAUACAUUGACUUAUCACUGACAAAUGACGUAGAAAGGAGAAACUGCUUUACACCGAUUACAGUCUAAUCCUUUAAAUUUAUUUCACAAGGUGGAAAAAAAGUGUAUUGUGUUGCCUAUUUCAAAAGGACAUUAGAUGGAGGAUGGUUAUUACAACCUGGUUGCUAACUUGCAAACAUUUUCUUAAAGCGUUUGCUUCACAGUCUGUUUGUUGUUGUUUAAAGGUCCAAUGCAGCCGUUUUUAUCUCAAUAUCAAAUCAUUUCUGGGUAACAAUUAAGUACCUUACUGUGAUUGUUUUCAAUUAAAAUGGUCAAAAAGAAACACAAAUAGCUUCUUAGCAAUGAGAAAUGUCUUAGUUUGGUACUCUCUUUCUUAUUGGUCUAUUACUCCACCCCACCAAAACAGGCUGAAGUUUCAGGCAGUCUUUUCAAAAAGCUCUUACACUAAAAGGACAUUAUCAUAAUUUUCACAAUUUACAGUAUACAAAACACAGGAAAAUCACGUUUUUGACUGCGCUGGGCCUUUAAGUGAUUAGAUUUAAUCAUUUAGAUGAAUGUACUGUGCUCUCACUUAUGGCUCUCAGCUUAAUUAAUGCUGAAAACAGCCUGACCUGCGCUGGAACAAAACUAACAUUCUGAUAUACUGUAGCUUCAAUUCAGCUGGUUUUAAUGGACUAUUUUUGAGUGACAUCCUAUUCAAAGCCCAGUGUUCUGCAUGAUUCCUUUGUCUUCUGACUAAACUGACAUGCCUGCUUCAACAUUGACUUAAUUUAGCAAUAAGUCAUAAGAUGGUAGAUUCAGCUUUCAGAAUAAGGUACAGUGAGGGAAAAAAGAAUUUGAUCCCCUGCUGAUUUUGUACGUUUGCCCACUGACAAAGAAAUGAUCAGUCUAUAAUUUUAAUGGUAGAUUUAUUUGAACAGUGAGAGACAGAAUAACAACCAAAAAAUCCAGAAAAACGCAUGUAACAUUUUUUAUAAAUUCAUUUGCAUUUUAAAAAAUCAGCAGGGGAUCAAAUACUUUUUUCCCUCACUGUACAUUGAAAUAAUACAGCUGAUGGGUAUGUUGUUUGUGACAGUAUAGGUCUAGUUACCCUUUCUUCACCUUUCUAUUGAGCUUGAUGGUUGGGUGUACUGUAUCAUCAACAGGUGAUUUAGAUUGAUUAGAUUUACUUAUGCACAGAAGUAGAUUCAUUUGUCUCACAUCCACGCUGAAACAAAUGCAACGUUCCCUCGCAGUAUACAGAGCAAUGACUUAGCUUACAGCUAAUAAGCUGAAGAAGAUGAGGGGUGUGUUGAGAACAGGACACUUUGACACUGCUCUGGUUCCUUUUGAUGUGAUAAGAUGUGGGCUGAAAUACAACACGAAGAUGUAGAUAGAGAGAGAGAUUAAAUGUUUCAUAUUUUAGACCUUUUGUUUGUAAUAUUUUUUGCUGUUAUUGAUUUGCUGUCAUUGACCCAAUAGCCUCAUCACUAAACGCAUGCUGCUAACCCCUCAGACUCUCCACAUGUGCAAACUCCAAUGGAAUAGCUUGUUUGGGCUCAUAUCAGGCUUCAAAAUGACACUUUUGUAAAUAAGAAGGGCCAGUGGCCAGACUCUCUAGUCCUGUUUAUACCUGGUUCCUGAUCUUAUCUACAUUCUGAUUGUGCCCACAUUUUUAGACAGGUGUAGACAAUCAGAAGACACAUUGUGAUCUGAUUGUGAUCUUCCUGACCACCUCCGGAGGUAGUCAGGCACGCAUUGUGUCUGGAUAUCUUACAAGUGUAGACGGAGCUGGACAGUGAAAUCAUUUAAAUCAUAAUUAAACCACCCUCUAAAAUCAUUGACAGGUGGCAAUAUUGACUUAUGGCAUCAAUAUGUGUCAAAAUAAAUAUUACUUUAAAAGAAUAUCUGUCAAAUAACUUAGAUACAAGGAGGGACCAGGAAAUCUAGUCGCAAUGAGGACACAGAGGAUGGAAAAAUCUGUCGAUGUGCCCUUGAGCAAGGCACUUAACCCUAAUUGCUCCUGUAAGUCGCUCUGGAUAAGAGCGUCUGCUAAAUCACUAAAAUGUAAAUGUAAAUAAGAGAUACAUUUUAAUACCAUGUGUAGACGCAUGUCUGAAAAUGUGGGCACAAUCAGAAUGAGGACAAGAUCAACACACAGGACACAUUAGAGCCAGGUAUAAACAAAGCUUCUGAGAAGUUAAUGGAUUUGAAAUGCCAACUCAUUGUGACUAAAACGGAAUUGGAAGAGGCUAGGUUAUUAGAUGAUAAAGGAGAGUGUAGGCGUAGAUAGAUGUACAGUUGCUUGCGAAAGUAUUCACCCCCUUGGCAUUUUUCCUAUUUUGUAGCCUUACAACCUGGAAUUCAAAUGGUUAUUUUGGAGGUUUGUAUCAUUUGAUUUACACAACGUGCCUACCACUUUGAAGAUGCAAAAUAUUAGUUUUUGUGAAACAAACAAGAAAUAAGACAGAAAAACAGAAGACUUGAGUGUGCAUAACUAUUUGACUAGGCCAUUCCAAGACAUUUAAAUGUUUCCCCUUAAACCACUUGAGUGUCGCUUUAGCAGUAUGCUUAGGGUCAUUGUCCUGCUGGAUGGUGCCGCUUUCUUGGUGGUGCCCCUUGCUUAGUGGUGUUGCAGGCUCUGGGGCCUUUCAGAACAAGUGUAUAUAUAUACUGAGAUCAUGUGACACUUAGAUUGCACACAGGUGGACUUUAUUUAACUAAUUAUGUGACUUCUGAAGGUAAUCGGUUGCACCAGAUCUUAUUUAGGGGCUUCAUAGCAAAGGGGGUGAAUACAUAUGCAGAAUUUUUUGUAACAAGUUAUUUUUUCAUUUCACUUCUCCAAUUUGGACUAUUUUGUGUAUGUCCAUUACAUGAAAUCCAAAUAAAAAUCCAAUUAAAUUACAAGUUGUAAUGCAACAAAAUAGGUAAAACGCCAAAGGGGAUGAAUACGUUAGCAAGGCACUGUAUAUUGGCACAGAGUGACCCUUUAUAUGGUACUUCCUAUAUGGUACUACAAAACAAAUCAGUGUUUUACUUUACUGGAGCAAUAGAGCCCCACAGUGGAGGUGUCAUAAUACCCAUAAAACGGGUGGUCAAACAGGGAAAUGGUUCCAAUCGUUUUUUCACCAUUUAUUUUUCUCAUAGGGGAUUUUAGAAAUGUGACGUUUGAUAACCGUGUAAAUCUGUCUAGGACAACGUGACUUUUAUCAAUAUAUUCGACUCUAUAUUUACUCUCAGAUUCGAAAAUGUUAAUUGACAUCAAAUCCCUGUAAGCCCCUGCACGUCAUCUCUAGCUGACACCUUUGCUAACAGGUAUUGUGUCAAUUUAAAAGUUGCACAAGACAGUUCAAAGGAUUGUCCAUUUAAAUGUUUCCAUUUAUUAAUUACUACAUUUAGCUAACAUUAGAGAGUUAAUCCAGAGAUGUUACAUUUGCCUUGAUUCGGCAGUCUCGUCCAGAGAUCAUCAUGGCAUUUGCAGUUCUUUAUGAUAGCUACAUUAGCAGCUAAUUCGCAUUUCAUUAUUAUUAUUAUUAUUAUUAUGAAAAAAAAAAAAAUUGGGUAAUACAGGCGAAUACAGUGCAUUCGGAAAGUAUUCAGACCCCUUCUCUUUUUAAACAUUUUGUUAUGUUACAGCCUUAUUCUAAAAUUGAUUACAUUUAAUUUUAUCCUCAUCGAUCUACACACAAUACCCCAUAAUGACAAAGAGAAAACUGGUUUUUAGACAUUUUUGCAAAUGUAUUAAAAAUAAAAAACAGAAAUACCUUAUUUUCAUAAGUAUUCAGCCCCUUUGAUAUGAGACUCGAUAUUGAGCUCAGGUGCAUCCUGUUUCCAAUGAUCAUCCUUGAGAUGUUUCUACAACUUGAUUGGAGUUGAUUUGGAAAGACACACAUCUGUCUAUAUAAGGUCCCACAGUUGACAGUGCAUGUCAAAGCAAAAACCAAGCCAUGAGGUCGAAGGAAUUGCCGUAGAGCUCCAAGACAGGGUUGUGUUGAGGCACAGAUCUGGGGAGGGGUACCAAAAAAUGUCUGCAGCAUUGAAGGUCCCCAAUAACACAGUGGCCUCCAUCAUUCUUAAAUGGAAGAAGUUUGGAACCACCAAGACUCUUCCUAGAGCUGGCCGCCCGGUCAAACUGAGCAAUCGGGAGAGAAGGGCCUUGGUCAGGGAGGUGACCAAUAACCUGAUGGUCACUCUGACAGAGCUCCAGAGUUCCUCUGUGGUGAUUGGAGAACCUUCCAGAAGGACAACCAUCUCUGCAGCACUCCACCAAUCAGGCAUUUAUGGUAGAGUGGCCAGGCGGAAGCCACUCCUCUGUAAAAGGCACAUGACAGCCCGCUUGGAGUUUGCCAAAAGACACCUAAAGGACUCUGACCAUGAGAAACAAGAUUAUCUGGUCUGAUGAAACCAAGAUUGGAACUCUUUGGCCUGAAUGCCAAGCGUCACGUCUGGAGGAAACCUGACAGAGCUUGAGAGGAUCUGCAGAGAAGAAUGGGAGAAACUCCUCAAAUACAGGUGUGCCAAGCUUGUAGCGUCAUUCCAAAUAAAACUUGAGGUUGUAAUUGCAGCCAAAGGUGCUUCAACAAAGUACUGAGUAAAGGGUCUGAAUACUUAUGUAAAUGUGAUAUUUCAGUUGUUGGUCAAAAACUAUUUUUGCUUUGUCAUUAUGGGGUAUUGUGUGUAGAUUGAUAAGGAGAAAAAACAAUUUAAUCAAUUUUAGAAUACGGCUGUAACGUAACAAAAUGUGGAAAAAGUCAAAGGGUCUGAAUCCUUUUCCCGAAUGCACUGAUAAAAGUCACCUUGUCCUAGAGAGAUUUACACGGUUAACAAAACUUCACACCAGGGUAAGCCUACACGAAACACAGCCCUUAUUUUAAGUGCUUCUAAAAUCCCAUAUGGGAAAAAUGAAUGGUGGAAAAACGAUUGGAACCAUUUCCCUGUUUGACCACUAGGUUUUAUGGGUAUUAUGACUCAUACUGUGGUACUCUAUGCGACCAAUUAUGUUCAGCCCUAGGCCCACAGAGAAACAAGGUAGCUGUUGUUUUUCAAUUUGAGUCAGAUUCCCAGCUAUGCAAGUAUGUACAGUAGGUAACCUUUGAAGGGUUUCCUUGCUUGAGGAUAUGUAUUUCUAAAGAUUUGGCACUUCACUCACAAUCUGUGCAUACUUCACAUAUAAUUGCAGAGAGUAGGCGAUGCUCUAAAAUGGUAGCUUUGAAUCACUUUGACAAAACCAAUGAAUAAUAAAAAAAUGUAAGGAAGAUUCCUGUGCUGACUGCAACAUUCUGAUGAACUAUGAAGCCUUGAGAGCUCUCCCAGUAUCAAAGCUGUCCAUUGCUGUCCUCAGUUGCUUCCUAAUGAGCAACAACUGAUCAAUGUGUUGCCUCCCAGUAACGGUUCUACAUUUUUCAAUAUUUCCAAUUUAAAGAAAUAACUCAAGGCAAAGUUUGUUUCCUCCUAACUUCUGUCAUCUAUGGCAUGCUCAGGAUUCGAGCAAUUACAUACUUUUUAAAGCUAGAAUCCUUAGUUACUACAUAGUUUUUUGGACUUAAAAAUGUAUGAUAUAUAGCCAUUGAUUCUUGAAGAAUAUAACUUAUAAAUGCCUCAUCAGCUUAGUUCAAUUGUCGUACCCCUUCAGAACCCCAAAUAUAAGCUUGUUUUACUCCAAUGUUUUGGAACAAUGUACAUAUAAACACUUUAUGGCCUAAAAAAUUGUUAAAACAAUAAUUUUGAUAUCAUGGAUGGUCAGUCCUUGCAUCCAUAGCUCUGUCUAUGAAUUUGAGUGGUUACAUUUCUUCAGGCCCAUCCCUCAGCUUUUUACCAAAACAGAGGUGGGGUGCCCACUUUGUUAUUGUUUCAAUUAAGGACUCUAGCUUUAAGGGUUUCUUCAACUCAGAGGAAAGGUACUGGCUGAGAUCUGGUAAUAUUAUAUUAGCACUUUUCAUAGCUUUGAAUAAAUGGGACACCGUCACUCCGGGUGCAAGUGGAGGAUUUGAGUAUCAGGGCUUUGUCACUACAAUAGUGUAUAAAGACCUCUGGUGUAGUGGGUAGAACUCUUUGAACUACUGCACGGUAAUUACAGACAGUGAUUAAAUGUAAUCGUUAUUAGAAAGUAAUCUAAAUAAAGCAAAAGUCAAUAAUCUCUUACCAUGCUUAAGAGGACAAAGUAAAACACAUUGGAAACAGAAAUAUUUUAAAUAUCAAUUGUUGCUGAAUUUCCUCUUCACUUCAGUUUGCUCCUCAAUUCAUGCAUCUUGGUUGGAGAGCGAGUUAGCGGCAGUGUUCCCUUUGGAUUGAAAUUGAUUAGUCUGAACACAAUAUAGUCAUUUGAAGCUGCUUACCACUUUUCUCUCCUCUGUCCAGCUGCUGCCUUACCUGCAGUCCAAUCUAACAGGAUUCAAAAAGCUGGAGAUUCUCAACUUCAGGAACGGCAGCAUUGUGGUCAACAGCAAGAUGAAGUUCUCCAAGUCAGUGCCAUACAACGUGACCCAGGCCGUCCACUGUGUCCUAGAAGACUUUUGCAAUGCUGCUGCCAUGCGCCUCAACAUUGAGAUUGACAGUCACUCUCUGGACAUAGAGCCGGGUAUGAGACGAGGCCCCAAAUGGCACUCUAUUCCCUAUAUAUGCACUACUUUUGACCAGAGCCCUAUGAGGUCAUUUUAAUAGUGACAUUUACAGAGUAUGAAAUACAUAAUAAAUAUACAAUAGUAACAGUCUAACGAAUCAAAACAUGAUUUGCAUGGAAAAUACUACAGCUAUAAAGAAUAAAACACUAAUGUAGACUGUAAGUUGGGUAGAGAGCAGGGGCGUCAUGCACCCCGAAAAUAUGAAGGGGCACAAAGUAUGUGAGGAUGGCUGGGGGGUGGGCCAGAGGGAGGCUGGCUGUCUGGAAGUUGGAGAAUUUUGCAUUUUUCAAACACCUGAAACAACUUUUUCCAGCAAUCUAGAGCAAUAAUCAUUAUGCUUAAUUCUAUGUAAAAUAUACAGAACCAGUCAAAGUUUGGACACAUCUACUCAUUAUUUUUACUAUUUUCUACAUUGUAGAAUAAUAGUGAAGACAUCAAAACUAUGAAAUAACACAUCAUGUAUUAACCAAAAAAGAGUUAAACAAAUCCAAAUAUAUUUUAGAUUUUAGAUUCUUCAAAAGUAGCCACCCUUUGCCUUGAUGACAGUUUUGCACACUCUUGGCAUUCUCUCAACCAGCUUCACCUGGAAUUAUUUUCCAACAGUCUUGAAGGAGUUCCCACAUAUGCUGAGCACUUGUUGGCUGCUUUUCCUUCACUCUGCGGUCCAACUCAUCCCAAACCAUCUCAAUUGGGUUGAGGUCGGGUGAUUGUGGAGGCCAGGUCAUCUGAUGCAGCACUCCAUCACUCUCCUUCUUGGUAAAAUAGCCCUUACACAGCCUGGAGGUGUGUUAGGUCAUUGUCCUGUUGAAAAACAAAUGAUAGUCCCACUAAGCCCAAACCAGAUGGGAUGGCGUAUCGCUGCAGAAUGCUGUGGUAGCCUUGCUGGUUAAGUGUGCCUUGAAUUCUAAAUAAGUCACUGACAGUGUCACCAGCAAAGCACCCCCACACCAUCACACCUCCUCCUACAUGCUUUACGGUAGGAACCACACAUGCAGAGAUCAUCCGUUCACCUACUCUGCGUCUCACAAAGACACAGCGGUUCGAACCCAAAAUCUCAAAUUUGGACUCAUCAGACAAAAGGACAGAUUUUUUGGGCCGCAAUCUGAGGUGUAGUUAACUCUAAUGAACUUAUCCUCUGCAGCAGAGGUAACUCUGGGUCUUCCUUUCCUGUGGUGGUCCUCAUGAGAGCCAGUUUCAUCAUAGCGCUUGGUUUUUGCGACUACACUUGAAGAAACGUUCAAAGUUCUUGAAAUGUUCAGGAUUGACUGACCUUCAUGUCUUAAAGUAAUGAUGGACUGUCGUUUCUCUUUGCUUAUUUGAGCUGUUCUUGCCAUAAUAUGGAUUUGGUCUUUUACCAAAUAGGGCUAUCAUCUGUAUACAUUUACAUUUACGUCAUUUAGCAGACGCUCUUAUCCAGAGCGACUUACAGUUAGUGCAUACAUUAUUCUUUCACAACACAACUGAUUGGCUCAAACACAUUAAGAAGGAAAUUUACUUUUAACAAGGCACACCUGUUAAUUUAAAUGCAUUCCAGGUGACUACCUCAUGAAGCUGGUUGAGAGAAUGCCAAGCGUGUGCAAAGCUGUCAUCAAGGCAAAGGGUGGUUACUUUGAAGAAUCUCAAAUAUAAAAUAUAUUUUGAUUUGUUUAACACUUUUUCUGUUACUACAUGAUUCCAUAUGUGUUAUUUCAUAGUUUUGAUGUCUUCACUAUUAUUCUACAAUGUAGAAAAUAGUAAAAAUAAAGAAAAACCCUUGAAUGAGUAGGUGUGUCCAAACUUUUGACUGGUGCUGUGUGUGUAUAUAUAUAUAUAUAUAUAUAUAUAUAUAUAUAUAUAUAUAUAUAUAUAUAUAUAUAUAUAUAUAUAUAUAUAUAAUACACUGCUCAAAAAAAUUAAGGGAACACUAAAAUAACACAUCCUAGAUCUGAAUGAAUGAAAUAAUCUUAUUAAAUACUUUUUUCUUUACAUAGUUGAAUGUGCUGACAACAAAAUCACACAAAAAUAAUCAAUGGAAAUCAAAUUUAUCAACCCAUGGAGGUCUGGAUUUGGAGUCACCCUCAAAAUGAAAGUGGAAAACCACACUACAGGCUGAUCCAACUUUGAUGUAAUGUCCUUAAAACAAGUCAAAAUGAGGCUCAGUAGUGUGUGUGGCCUCCACGUGCCUGUAUGACCUCCCUACAACGCCUGGGCAUGCUCCUGAUGAGGUGGCGGAUGGUCUCCUGAGGGAUCUCCUCCCAGACCUGGACUAAAGCAUCUGCCAACUCCUGGACAGUCUGUGGUGCAAUUUGGCGUUGGUGGAUGGAGCGAGACAUGAUGUCCCAGAUGUUCUCAAUUGGAUUCAGGUCUGGGGAACGGGCGGGCCAGUCCAUAGCAUCAAUGCCUUCCUCUUGCAGGAACUGCUGACACACUCCAGCCACAUGAGGUCUAACAUUGUCUUGCAUUAGGAGGAACCCAGGGCCAACCGCACCAGCAUAUGGGCUCACAAGGGGUCUGAGGAUCUCAUCUCGGUACCUAAUGGCAGUCAGGCUACCUCUGGCGAGCACAUGGAGGGCUGUGCGGCCCCCCAAAGAAAUGCCACACCACACCAUGACUGACCCACCGCCAAACCGGUCAUGCUGGAGGAUGUUGCAGGCAGCAGAACGUUCUCCACGGCGUCUCCAGACUCUGUCACAUCUGUCACGUGCUCAGUGUGAACCUGCUUUCAUCUGUGAAGAGCACAGGGCGCCAGUGGCGAAUUUGCCAAUCUUGGUGUUCUCUGGCAAAUGCCAAAUGUCCUGCACGGUGUUGGGCUGUAAGCACAACCCCCACCUGUGGACGUCGGGCCCUCAUACCACCCUCAUGGAGUCUGUUUCUGACCGUUUGAGCAGACACAUGCACAUUUGUGGCCUGCUGGAGGUCAUUUUGCAGGGCUCUCGCAGUGCUCCUCCUGCUCCUCCUUGCACAAAGGCGGAGGUAGCAGUCCUGCUGCUGGGUUGUUGCCCUCCUACGGCCUCCUCCACGUCUCCUGAUGUACUGGCCUGUCUCCUGGUAGCGCCUCCAUGCUCUGGACACUACGCUGACAGACACAGCAAACCUUCUUGCCACAGCUCGCAUUGAUGUGCCAUCCUGGAUGAGCUGCACUACCUGAGCCACUUGUGUGGGUUGUAGACUCCGUCUCAUGUUACCACUAGAGUGAAAGCACCGCCAGCAUUCAAAAGUGACCAAAACAUCAGCCAGGAAGCAUAGGAACUGAGAAGUGGUCUGUGGUCACCACUUGCAAAACCAGUCCUUUAUUGGGGGUGUCUUGCUAAUUGCCUAUCAUUUCCACCUGUUGUCUAUUCCAUUUGCACAACAGCAUGUGAAAUGUAUUGUCAAUCAGUGUUGCUUCCUAAGUGGACAGUUUGAUUUCACAGAAGUGUGAUUGACUUGGAGUUACAUUGUGUUGUUUAAGUGUUCCCUUUAUUUUUUGGAGCAGUGUGUGUGUAUAUAUAUAUAUAUAUAUAUAUAUUGCAUUCGGAAAGUAUUCGGACCCCUUGAAUUUUUCCACAUUUUGUUACGUUACAGCCGUAUUCUAAAACUGCUGAAAUAAAAAAAAUAUUCUCAUCAGUCUACACAGUCAAUACCCCAUAAUGACAAAGCGAAAACAGUUUAUUUUUUGUUGUUGCACAUUUAUAAAAAUAAAAAACAGAAGUACCUUAUUUAUAGAAGUAUUCAGCCCCUUUGCUAUGAGGCUCGAAAUUCAGCUCAGGUACAUUGAUCAUCCUUGAGAUGUUUCUACAACUUGUUUUGAGUCCACCUAUGGUAAAUUCAAUUGAUUGGACAUGAUUUGGAAAGGCACACCUGUCUAUGUAAGGCCCCACCAUCGACAGUGCAUAACAGAGCAAAAACCAAGACAUCGAAGAAAUUGUCCGUAGAGCUCAGAGACAGGAUUGUGUCUAGGCACAGAUCUGGGGAAGGGUACCAAAACAUUUCUGCAGCAUUGAAGGUCCCCAAGAGCAUAGUGGCCUCCAUCAUUCUUAAAUGGAAGAAGUUUGGAACCACCAAGACUCUUCCUAGAGCUGGCCGCCCGGCCAAACUGAGCAAUCGGGGGAGAAGGGCCUUGGUCAGGGAGGUGACCAAGAACCCGAUGGUCACUCUGACAGAGCUCCAGAGUACCUCUGUGGAGAUAGGAUAACCUUCCAGAAGGACAACCAUCUCUGCAGCACUCCACCAAUCAGGCCUUUAUGGUAGAGUGGCCAGACGGAAGCCACUCCUCAGUAAAAGGCACAUGACAGGCCGCUUGGAGUUUGCCAAAAGGCACCUAAAGACUCUCAGACCAUGAGAAACAAGAUUGUCUGGUCUGAUGAAACCACAAUUGAACUCUUUGGCCUGAAUGCCAAGCAUCACUGGAGGAAAUCUGGCACCAUCCCUACGGUGAAGCAUGGUGGUGACAGCAUCAUGCUGUGGGGAUGUUUUUCAGCGGCAGGGACUGGGAGACAAGUCAGGAUUGAGGGAAAGAUGAACGGAGCAAUGUACAGAGAGAUCCUUGAUGAAAACCUGCUCCAGAGCGCUCAGGACCUCAGACUGGGGCGAAGGUUCACCUUCCAACAGGACAACGACCCUAAGCAAACAGCCAAGACAAGUAGCUUCGGGUCAAGUCUCUGAAUGUCCUUGAGUGGCCCAGCCAGAACCCGGACUUGAACCCGAUCGAACAUCUCUGGAGAGACCUGAAAAUAGCUGUGCAGCGACACUCCCCAUCCAACCUGACAGAGCUUGAGAGGAUCUGCAGAGAAGAAUGGGAGAAACUCCCCAAAUACAGCUGUGCCAAGCUUGUAGCGUCAUACCCAAGAAGACUCGAGGCUGUAAUUGCUGCCAAAGGUGCUUCAACAAAGUACUGAGUAAAGGGUCUGAAUACUUAUGUAAAUGUGAUAUUUCAGCUUUUUCUUCUGUAUAUAUAUAUAUACAAAUAAAUAUAAAUCUUCUAACAACCAGUUUUUGCUUUGUCAUUAUGUGUUAUUGUGUGUAGAUUGAUGAGGGGGAAAAAACAAUUGAAUCCAUUUGAGAAUAAGGUUGUAACGUAACAAAAUGUGGAAAAAGUGAAGAGGUCUGAAUAAUUUCCGAAUGCACUGUACAUACAUAUUUUUAAACAGGACAGAUCUGAGAGGACACGUGCCCCUGUGCCCCCUAUUGGUGUAAAAUCCAUCUAGUGUCAUGCUUUGUCUGGGCCAUCAAUAUUCAACUUUUCACUAGCUAAUAUGCUAAACCUUAAAAUUCCAUGCAGAGAAGAAGCCGAGAAGGACCUACCUCAUUAAAAUCGAUCAAAUGUAUUUAGUACCUCUGAGAGAAAGAGGGUCGUUAAAAAGGGGGAGAAGACAGCUUCACAGCUACUUUGAUAUUUCAUGAAUACUGAUCAUUUCCCCAUUCCUCAUUCUUUUUAACCAGCUGAUCAAGCAGAUCCCUGUAAGUUCUUGGCGUGCAACGACUUCUCUCGCUGUGUGGUGAACCACUGGUCUCGGGAGGCCGAGUGUCUGUGUGACCCGGGCUACAUGACGUUGGAUGGCCUGCCCUGUCAGAGUAUCUGUGUCCUGCAGCCUGACUACUGCCAAAACGGGGGUCAGUGUGAGAUAGUACCUGGGCAUGGAGCCACUUGCAGGUACUUUAGCGUAACCACCUCCAAAUAAAGUAAACAUGGUGCCAUGUUUCUUCAUAUCCAGAUUUUUAUUAAGCCAUUCAUUGUUACUACUACGUAUUAAUUAUAAUAUCCAUUGCCAUCACUUGUUUCUCUCACCUGUUACAGUUCAACUUGAUGUUGUUCUCUUUGUUGAUGUUGUCUACUUAGUGUUGAGCGGAAAGCAACACAACAUGACAUUCUAAUACCACAUACAACACACGCACUCUUUCAUGAACUGUACCGUUCAUUAUGUGCUCUAACCCAGUGUCUUUGACCUCUUUAGAUGUCCUGUAGGUAAAGUCUGGCACUUUAACGGGGAGCGCUGCACUGAGCUGGUGGCCGUACCAGUAGACCCCUUCCUUUUCAUAAGCUGCUUUGUGGGCUUCCUGUCCUUUGUUUAUGCCGUGAUAGCUCUCAUGAUAUUCAUGUACACACAAUGUAGACGGAGCAGAGAGACAGUGACUUUGGCG
Messenger RNA from Coregonus sp. 'balchen', 31687 nucleotides. NCBI's taxonomy places the organism in Eukaryota, Metazoa, Chordata, Actinopteri, Salmoniformes, Salmonidae. The record is from the annotation of a GenBank genome assembly.